GUGAGUGAGUAAUUCCAGGAAACGUAAGAUCGCAGGUCAGCAGCUCGCAGCGCUCCGGCCGUGUGCAGCCAGGGACGCCCGGGACCCCGCUAGGCAGGUGGCAAUUAAAAGGUGAAACAUGUCUUCAGACGGAAUCUCCGCCAAAGCUUUAAAGGUUAAAAGAGAGAUGGGAGAAAAUACCCCAGUGCUGUCUGACGACGAGUUAAUGUCUAUGUCUGUGCGGGAGCUAAACCACCACUUACGUGGUCUGUCCAAAGAGGAGGUGGUACGGCUGAAGCAGAGGAGAAGAACCCUAAAGAACCGGGGCUAUGCUGCCAGCUGUCGAGUAAAACGCGUCUCCCAGAAAGAAGAGCUUGAGAAACAGAAAAAUGACCUUCAGGAAGAAGUAGAGAAACUGGCGCAAGAAAACUCCACCAUAAAACUGGAGUUGGAUGCGUUAAGAGCUAAAUACGAGGCUCUACAAAACUUUGCCCACUCCGUAUCCCGAGGGCCCAUCACUCCAGCUAAAGUGGCAGCCACCAGCGUCAUCACCAUUGUCAAGUCAUCUGGCAAUUCCUACUCAUAACAGAGAAGGAAAUGUUUCUUCUGUGCCCUAAAUCUCCUCUACAUCCCAUUUCAUUAAUAGCCACCAGCCCAUGCCCUGACAACAAUCUUAUGAAGAUUCAGAUUGGCAUCAAAAGGAUAUCGUUCUCAUACCAUCCAGCUCUUACUUGAGUUUAAUGGAUCGUUUCCAGAUCACUUUGUUUUAAAAGGAUUAUGGCUAAAUUUUAGCCCAAAACAGUGACAUUACCAUUCGGAAAUUUUGGAUUCCUAAACGCAGUGGAGAAUAAGAUGAAUUUUUGACACGAGACUCCUGACUUAUGUUUUUUUUGUGCAUCUUCUGGAAAUUCUUCAAUGAGGAAUGGCAGUGCACAAGUUUCUGACCUAGAAUGAAAUUGUCAUUUUUUUUUUUUAAUUUUAUGAUUAACUGUAGAGCUGGAGUAAAUACCAACCGUUCGUUCUGCAGGGGUGGGGCUUACACACAGCGUCACUCCAUGAAGCUCAACACCAGUUACUCUGGUGGGUAGUUGGGAAAGGUAGAUAAUCUCAUCUAAAUGAAAAGAAGGGAGAGCAAAGGUGAACUGGAGAAUGUAAGGAGAGGUACAUGGUAAAGGAAAUGUAAGAUGGGGUAUGGUAAUUAAUUUUACCAGGAAAAUGUAGUGAAAAUAGUGGGCAUUUAAAAAAGAAAAAGAAGUGCUGUGGAAAUGGGUGUGAUAUCUUGGCUCUGUCAAGAUGUUGCCCAGCUAGUCUAUUGUAGUCAAACCCUUGUAUACCAGAGAGGACAACAAUAUAUCACUUUGCAAUACUCUGUUUUAUAGGGGCCCUAACUGGUUUACCACCUAAGCAAGAUGGCAACAUUUAAAGGUGCAGUGGUUUAACUUAAAGUGAAUGUAAAUUUUGAUGAUAAAGUACCCAGCUUUUAAAAAUUCAAUUAAAAACAGGGGCACUCGUGUUGUGAAAAUACUUACCUUUUAAUCUUGACAGCCGCUCCAGCUUCUCCCGGUCGUCGCAAGCCUCUUCCUACGUCAGAAAUGAUGGAAUGGUCAUCCUCCAAUCAUGGCUUUCCCCCCCGGGGGAAUCGGUGUCUGAAGCAACGCCGUGAUUGGAGGAAGCCAGAUUCCUCAUUUUAGACCCAGGAAGAGGCUUUGCAAUGGGCGGAGGAAGCAAUGCAGCGGCUGUCAAGAUUAAAAGGUAUUUUCACAACACGAGUGAAAUGUAAAUUUUGAUGAAUUAAAGUGCCCCUGAUUUUAAUCGAAUUUUUAAAAACUGGCACUUUAAUAUUAAAGUGAAUGUAAAUUUUCAUGCUAAACACCUUUCUGGCUGCACAAGUCUGUAAGAGUUGGCUUAUGUUUAGUGAUACAUUACCUAGGUGUUAGCAAGAUUAGCUCUAAUAGUGUUAGGUUAAUUGUAAAUUCUAAAGGUCACAGAGAGGUCAAAAUAAAUUUGACUUUUUCUAUCAUAACACAAAACAUAGCGGCUAUUGGAGGCAUAAAUUUACAACAUUUUGAGAGCAAGAUAAUGCAAUCUUUGAUACCAUAUUUAUAGUAUUAACCAAUUGUAUAUAGUAAUACAAUAAUAGAAAAAUUAUGGUUUGCCCUCUGUUAUUAACCUCAGAUGGUUUUGUUGGGUCUGUGAGACGCAACAUUCUACUGCAGCCCUCAAACUUUACAAGCCUCUAAAAAUGUGUUCAUUUAACCCACUUGCUGCCGGAUAAGUCUACAGUGCAGACAAGUGCUCAAAUAGUUGCAAGAUGAGCAUUGUCACUUAAAGGGACAUCUCACCUUAAUGUGUUUCUAAUGGUCAUUUUACUUGCUGGAGUGUAUUUGUUACAAGUGGUUCCUUUACCUUUAUUUUGUUAUUUGAAACUGCAGGCUAUACUGAAAAUAGGAUUAACAAAUGUAUUAUCUGUAGAAAAGAUAUGUAAACAGGCAACAUUAUCCAUAAAUAAUCUCCCAGUGGUGGUUGUGCUCACUCAGCUCCCCAGCCAUAAUAAGCAUUUCCAUACCUAAAUAUUAGGUUCUGUGUUAUACAUAUAUGACAUUAGUCUGCUUUACCUGCCGGCUAAGCCCAUUUUUUGAGCUUGUCCUUGAGAAAAACAGGUGUUGGUUUUAAAAAGCAAAAACAGCUAUUUAAAAUACUUAAACAAAAAGGAACAGUUUUCCAUACAUAUAAUACUCUGCAGGAGGUAUAACAAGACUUUUAGAACGCAUUAAAGGGAUAGGAAAGGCAAAUUAAACUUGCAUGAUUCAGAUAGAGCAUGUAACUUUAAGACACUUUUAAUUUUCCACUUCUAGUUUUAAAUCUGCUUCAUUCUCUUGGUAUCCCUUGCUGAAAAAGAUUAAGCACAUACCCUACACUAAUAGGAGCUGCUGCUGAUUGGUGCCUGCACACAUUUUGUUUCUUGUGAUUGGCUAACUAGAUGUGUUCAGCUAACUGCCUCUAGUGCAAUGCUGCUCCUUCAGCAAAGGAUAACAAGAGAAUGAAGCAAAUUUGAUAGUAGAAGUUAAUUAAAAUUAUACGUUCUAUCCAAAUCACAAAAGGUUAUUUUGGGGUUUCCUGUCCCUUUUUACGAGGAAACAACUAAUAUUGUGCAGUUUCCCUUUUAACAAAUUCUAAGCAAGGCAACGUUACAGCAAACCAGAAGUGUCAUUAAGGCACCACAUAAAUCACGUGUGACUCUGACUUGUGAGUACUCGUGUACAGGAAAGGUUAGAGUAUAUUAUCCCACUUCGGAGACCUUAAACGUGCUUAAAAAAAAAAAAUAUUUUUGCAAGAAUUGUAAACAUUCCAGUGACUAAAGGUCAUGAAAUCAUUAGUCAUUACGGUCAUUUUUUAAUUUUUUUUUCUGGAACAAAUUACUUGUAAUGCUUGAUCCACUCAAAUAGCUUCUCCAGUAAUGGAACAUAUUAAUAUAUAGACAUUUCCUUUUAUAAAAGUACUGUUGUACGGAUCAUAAUCCAGUUGUAAAAUUUAACGGACAUCAUUUGUUUUAAUGUAUUUAUUUAUAUAUAUAUAAAAAAAAUAGUUUGUCAUUUUUGCAUUUAAAAACAGUGUUUUAAAAUGUAUUAUAUUUAAAAACAAACAAAAACAGUAUAUUACUGUUUAUAAGUAAAUCAAUAAAAUAUUUAUUGUAUUUUAUGCUUGUAGAGGUGUGUCCCAUUUUAUGCAAAAAAAAUAUAAAUAAAUAGAAGAAAUUUAAGUUUAAAGGGACAGUCAACACCAGAAUUGUUUUUGUUUUUAAAAAAUAGAUAAUCCCCUAAUUACCCAUUCCCCAGAUUUACAUAACCAACACAGUUAGAAUAAUACAUGUAAUUACUUUGUAAUUGCCUUGGGGCCUAUCUAUCAAGCUCUGGAUAGAGCUUGAGGCCCCGUGUUUCUGGCGAGCCUGCAGGCUCGCCAGAAACACCAGUUAUGAAGCAGCGAUCUAAAGACCACUGUUCCCAAUCUGUCCGCCUGCUCUGAGCAGGCGGACGGACAUCGCCGCAAUUCAACCCGAUAGAGUACGAUCAGGUUGAUUGACACCUCCCUGCUGGCGGCCAGUUGGCCGCGAUUCUGCAGGGGGCGGCGUUGCACUAGCAGCUCUUGUGAGCUGCUGGUGCAAUGCUGAAUACGGAGAGCGUAUUGCUCUCCAUAUUCAGCAAGGUCUGGCAGACCUGAUCCGCACUGUUGGAUCAGGUCCGCCCGACUUUGAUAAAUAGAGGCCCUUGUAUCUAAUCUAUCCAGACUGCCCCUUUAUAUCAGCUCUUUUGACAGACUUGCAGUUUAGCCAAUAAGUGCUCAAUGCUUGGUAAAUUCACGUGCAUGAGCUCAAUGUUAUCUAUAUGAAACACAUGAACUAACACCCUCUACUGGUGAAAAAACGUCAAAAUGCAUUUAGAUUAGAGGCGGCCUUCAAGGCCUAAGAAAUUAGCAUAGGAACCUCCUAGGUUUAGCUUUUAACUAAGAAUACCACGAGAACAAAGCAAAAUUGGUGAUAAAAGUAAAUUGGAAAGUUGUUUAAAUCACAGUCUCUAUCUGAAUCAUGAAAGUAUUUUUUGGACUUGACUGCCCCUUUAACAUUAAUUGGCAAUAAUUAGAAAAAUAUAGUUUAAAUUCAAUCUCAUUUAUGUUUCUCUGUGACUUUGAGAAUUUCUUUAUUUAAAGGGACAGUAAAUACUUUACAAUUACAACUUUGUUAGCAGAAUCUGAAUGUUAUUAGAACAGAUUAAUCCCUCAACCUCCGCCUACCACUUUCCUUAUUUGGAGGGGCCAAUCCAGAAUGGAGUCUGGAGAUGACAGGGCUUGCCACUGUCAUUGUGUUAACAAAUCAGUUUAAUAUAAGCAGAAAUGAUAAGAAAAACAAAUACAAAUUAGGGACAUUAUAUGUUGCAGGGUCAGGUAUGAGAAGCUGCCACAUGCACUUUCUUUUUUCAGGAAAGGAGCAUUUUCAGGUUUAAAUUACAGGGAAAUGAGACAAAAUAAAUAAAGUAUAUUGCAACAGUGUUUUACAGGUUAUAAAAAUACAUUUUUUUUAAUUAGUCUCAGUGUUUAGUAAAUAAGGAGUUAAGAGCAUAGUAAAUAGGACAGGUUUCAUGGGAAAUGCCCAGUUUGUUUUAUGUAAGUCUUAAUACAUGUGAUGGAAACAGGAAAGAGAUGAAUGUGAAAUAGGGGAGGCAAGUUUAUUAGAAUUUGGGGAUUAUUUAUCCGGUUGACGUGAUUGGUUAUGAGCUUCAUGAUUUGGUUGCAAACUUAGUCCUUGAUUAGUCUUUUUAAGCAAACGAACGGUUGUGGCAUGGGAUUAUUAACCCUUAUGUUGACAGGCGAGUGUUUUUAAACCCUCUGAUAUGGCAGCAAAAGAGUUAAACAUGUGAACAUACUCCUUCUAUUCUGCAUCAAAUACUGCUGCAAGGUACAUUGUCUGUAAGAGACAUUAAAUACUACUAUAUUGUCCUUUUUUAUAUAUUUUUAUGGCCAGUUUUGGGCAAACAGGAAAAGCCCCAAUACUGUUACCUCUGGAAAUAUGGUUUUAUCUGUAUUUCCUGGAAAACAAUCUGUAAAUUUUAUUUUAGCUGCUUAACCCUUGGCUGCCAGAGAGAGAGGGCUGCACCAUAUUGUGUAGGAAUGCACUGCAGUGUUCUCUCUUGUAGUCAAGGGGUUAAAACAAAAUCUAGCUGUGGCAGGAGGUGAGAGGUCUGUGUUUUGUUUGUGACUUGUGAUAUUAUUGGGCCUAUAUUACAAAUAAUUAAUCUCAUCACCCACAUGCUUUUAUUUGGAGGGGGAAAACACCCCUCCUGUUUUAUUUAUGUUUUGAGACGUUUAUUUUUCUGUAUAUUUAUAUUAUUUUUAUUUUAAAGUUUAUAGGGAAAUGGUGGGAAAUGUUUUUAAAUUAAUAUUAUAAAUGUUUGUCCAGUAGAAAGAAAUAUUAUUUUUGUAUUAUUAUUAUUAUUAUUAUUAUUGGCUGUUGUCACAAAUAUAGUGUCUUUUUAAAACUUAAAGGAACGUGGAACUCUCAAUCUGUAUUAUGCUUAAUUCUAUGAUCAAAAUUUUUGGUUGCAUGGAAAAUUAGGGAUACAACGUCUAAAAUCAUAGGCCCUCAAUAUGGUCUUAUUUUACUUAAUGUGCAGUAGUAUGAAACACAUUUGUGAUAUUGUGGGGAUUCCACAGUAUUUUCUACACAAAUGAAAGGGACAUGAAACCCAAUUUUUUUCUUUCAUGAUUUAGAAAGAGCAUACAAUUAUAAACAACUUUCUAAUUUACUUCUAUUAUCUAUUUUGCUUCAUUCUCUUGAUAUUCUUUGCUUAAAAGCAUAUCUAGAUAUGCUUAGUAGCUGCUGAUUGGUAGCUGCACAUAGAUGCCUCCUGUGAUUGGUUCACCGUGUGCAUUGCUAUUUCUUCAUUAAAUUAUAUCUAAAGAAUGAAGCAAAUUAGGUAAUAGAAGUACAUUGGAAUGUUGUUUAAAAUUGUAUUCUCUACCUUAAUCAUGAAAGAAAAUGUUUGGGUAUAGUGUCCCUUUAAAGGAGAGGGACUAUGGCUGAUCAGUAACUGAUAAUUCAAGUACACUGCAGUGUAGCAUGCAAAAUGCCUAAUUUUAAUAAUAAUAAAAAAAUCUGAGUGUUCCAUGACCCUUUUUAAGAAUCAAAGGUUAUGGUGGGCAACCGGUUUCGCUUCUAAUCAAAUAACUGUAUUAGACAAGACAUGGCAUAUAUCAGGAGUGUCCAAAUGUGCUCCUCAAGGACCAGAAACCUUAACUAAAUUUCAUGAUUUACCAGAGGCAGCCUUUAAAUGCGGGGCUCAUUUGGAGCAAGUAGUUCUGGAUUUGAAUUGGACACCACUGACCCACACAAAGGGUGAUUAUGCCACACAUUAAAAUGUGUAAAUCUUAUGUAAACUGCAUACCUCCUGAGGCUUUGUUUGGAUUGUUGCCCUGGAGGUGUACAUUUUUAAUUACUUCCUUUUAAAGGGACAUGGAAGUCAAAUUAAAAAUGUCAUGAUUCAGAUAGAGGAUUUUUUUUUUUAAACAAUUAGAAAUUUCGUUUCCACUAAGACAUACUGUGGUAGGCUUAGGAACGAACAUGUGUCUUAAGCAGUAUAUGACAGCAGGGUUUUUAUUCAUGUAGUACCCGAGACAUGUGUACACUCCUGAGCCUACUUCAGUAUGUUCUCAUGGAAAGGCGCUACAAUUCAACAAGAGUCUAGGAGAAAGAGGUCAGUUUGAUAACAGAAGUAAAUUGGAAAGUACAAUUAUAAAUGUCCAUUCUAUCAGAACCAUGGAAGUUUACUUUUGAAUUAUAUUUUUGACGUUUGGUACCAUUUUUAAAUGGUGCAUUGGUCACUCCAACAAUAUGCAGUUGGCCUACCUAAUUAUUUCCCCUUGUUCUUCAUUGCAAUUACUGCCUCUUCAGCAACAUAUUUAGACUUCACAUGUUGUGUAGUUUUGGUAAAGGGCUAUUCCUAAGAUCCAGUCUUGUAAUUUCAAUGCAUUGCUGAGCACUGAUAUCCCACCGCUGCCACCAUAUUGAGGUUUAUGUCUAAACCUUUGCCAAAAAUGUAAUUUGGUUUCAAUAAACAUUCAAAAACUGUAUUAUUUAUAUUGAACAAACAUAUCCUAUUUUAAAAGGUAAAGAAAAAAAAAACUGUAAUAGGUAUACAAUUUAAAGCUACCAUCUAAUGCAGAGGUCCAAAUAGACCCAAUCAUAUCUUAAAAAGUAAAAACCACACAAAAAUGUCCCUUUUAGCCCUUUUGUAACGCUGAAUAGCAUGAUGCACAACAUAAUGUGACUACUGCCUGUCUGGUCUAUCUUACUUUAUACCUAGAGAGACCUUUUCACCAUUUUGGCAUUUUUUUAAAAGUUAAAAACGUAGCCUUUUUUUGUAUCCUCUAUAGUACUGAAUGUUGUUACUGUAGUAGUCUCUUACCACCUCUGCUUAAAGGCUGCUCAACUUAUUUAAUAAAUAGAUUAAUUAUGACAUAUCUUUUACAAAAAAAAAAUUGCCCUUUUGGGAACUGAAUUGGAGUAAUCUUCUUGACAAGGGUAAAGGUGUCUGUCAGAUCACAGAAUAUGCGUAGAAGAUAAUGUUUAUACUCUAGUAUACUGUUCUAUCUAGAGUGAUCAAACAACUCUGCUUUAACUAGGAAUGUGCAUUCAGAUUCUUUGUGAGGAUGCAGAUGUAGGUGACCUCUUGUGCCGUUUGGAUCUUUUCGUACCCGGAUUGAUUCUAGUGAAAGAUCCCCACACUAAGAUAUGGAUUUUCACAAAUCGUAGUAUGGUGAUCUUUCACUAGAAUCAAUCCGGCUACGAAAAUAUCCAAACGGCACAAUUGGCUGCCUACUUCUGCAUUUGGAUCCUCAAAAAUUAUUCAAAUUCACAUCUCUAACUUUAACCCUCUUAAACCCAAAGGAGAUUCAGCUAACUGGCAAAUAAAGGGCUACAUUUUUUUUAUUUUUAUCAGACUUUCACCCUUUUGUUGGUGAAGUGACUCCGCGCAGCACAUGCAGAGCUGGUGGUGCAGUAUCUGUGUCUGACACAAAUGCACAUUACUUAUUCCGCAUUAUAAUGCUCAUGAACAUUUUCAUAUACCUAAUAUAUGUGUGUAUAUAUAUAAAAAUAUAAAUAUAGUGAAUGGUAUUUAUUUUUGAAGCAUUUUAAAGUCCCUUUAUAAGUGUAUUUUAUAUAAUGUUCAAAUAAAGCAUUUUUCAUGUAAAA
Molecule: messenger RNA, 8722 nt
Organism: Bombina bombina (fire-bellied toad)
Lineage: Eukaryota; Metazoa; Chordata; Amphibia; Anura; Bombinatoridae
Gene: MAFF
Product: MAF bZIP transcription factor F
Exons: 3
Coding region: 119-565 (148 amino acids)
Biological process (GO): regulation of transcription by RNA polymerase II; regulation of epidermal cell differentiation
Cellular component (GO): nucleus
Molecular function (GO): RNA polymerase II cis-regulatory region sequence-specific DNA binding; DNA-binding transcription factor activity, RNA polymerase II-specific
Source: RefSeq, a predicted model, not a curated record